AACUGGUCUGUAGGAAAACAUGGCGUCCACAGGCGACAUUAAUAUGGCGUCCUCGGACAUGAUGGCCGAGGUCGAGAUCCAGCCGGACAUCCAGGAGGUUGAGAUCGAGUCCAUUCCCGUAGACAUGCCGUGCGAAACGAUCGAGGAGACGAUUAUUGGGGACUCGGAGGACGAGGAAGAGGAUGAAGAAGAUGACGACGAAGACGAGGAUGAAAUAGUGACGCCACAUCACCAACCACACCACCACCAACAUCACUUACAACACCGCCGUCACCACCUACAUCAACAACAGCAGCAGCAGCUACACCAUCCACACGUGCACCACCAGCAGCAGCAGCAGCAGCACCACCACCAGGCCAUGAUAACCUUGCAGGCGCUGCCGGAAACGGUCCGUGAGGAGGAUAUCAUACUGCAGACCCAGGAAGAGAUCGUGGGUGGGGAUCCGCUUUCCGUCUACGAUCAAAUCCCGGUACCUGACCAAGCGGACAUAUACAUCGAGUCGAGCCCCGGGCCCUCGAGGCAGGUAGCGGGCACCGUCACCGUGCCUACCAUCUUAACGACGACAAGCUCCACGGGCAGAAAAAAAGCCAGGAAGAGCACAGCCGGCUCAGCUGCCGCCACUGCUGCUGCCCAGAGGUUUAGGCCAGCCGAACAACAGCACGCUGUUUUCACCGAAAUGCCAGCCGAGGCGAAAGCCAGGAAGUGGGAACAGAAGCAAGUGCAGAUCAAGACUCUCGAGGGCGAGUUCUCAGUGACUAUGUGGGCCUCAGGCACCGACGACGGAAGUGUCCUAUUAGCGUCUCACCUGGUGGAUGUUCCAGAUGAAGGCUCCAAUCCAGAGCCUGACCAAGACUACACAGAGUACAUGAGUGGCAAGACAGUUUCCAAAUUGAACCACUCUAGUAGUUCUGUGUCAGAUGGUAUACCUGGCUUGGAUCUCUCAGAUCCCAAGCAAUUGGCUGAAUUUGCCAGACCAAAUCAUAAUAAAUUAAAAUCGCGCAGUAAGCCGCCAAUAAUCGACGGUGUUGAGCGUACAAUAGCCUGUCCGCACAAAGGAUGUACAAAAAUGUUUAGGGAUAAUAGCGCCAUGCGCAAGCAUUUGCACACUCAUGGACCAAGGGUUCACGUAUGUGCAGAGUGUGGAAAAGCCUUUGUUGAAAGUUCAAAGCUGAAAAGGCAUCAACUAGUUCAUACGGGAGAAAAACCCUUUCAAUGUACGUUUGAAGGGUGUGGCAAAAGAUUCAGUUUGGACUUUAAUCUUAGAACUCAUGUUAGGAUUCAUACUGGUGACAGACCUUACGUCUGUCCAUUCGAUGGAUGCAGUAAAAAGUUUGCUCAAUCAACAAAUUUAAAGUCACACAUAUUAACACAUGCCAAGGCAAAAACGCGAAACAAUAUUGGCCGACAAGUACAACAAAUUCAGCUGCAACAGCCACAGUUUGUUCAAGUAGAGGUGGCUGACGUGGAUAAUCAGCAGUUUAUUGUUUAUGCUGAUUAGCCCUCUUCGCCAUUGGCGCCAUAUCCAUAACGUGCCCAUUUUGUCAAAUUUUCGUAACCUUUGAUUGUUCAAUCCAACAGUGUACAUAUUUUACAAUAACGAGUGAUUAAAGGCGGAUAGAAGAGCAUAAACGAAAAACAAUUUUUCUAUCAUAUUUCAAAAAAAUCCGUUGACUCAUUCUGGUAUUAAUUUUACGCUUAAAUAAAAAAAAAUAAAAAAAAAAUAUAAAAUUUAAAUACUAGGCGCAAACCAGAACUAUGUAGGAAAACGAAAUACUGCGUGAAUUCUAAUGAAAUAAUUAUGACUUACGUGAGACAAGGAACACUUGAAAAGUUGAGGUUUAAGAAUUUGAUAUUAGAUGCAUUUGUAGAUAAUACUGUAGAAAUGUUGAAUUUUCAAAACUUAACUUUUUAUCCUAAUGCCGACGGUAUUUAUUUAUCCCAUUUAAGCGAUGGCUACUCACUUUUCAUAUCGAUUUCCAAACAAUGUAUCCUAGAGCGUGACUCGUUAAUCACGGUUGUAAAUAUUUAUUAAGUGAAGUGAAUAUAAUGUAUAAGAUAUAUUUUCAAAGAUAAAAAUAAAUUCAAAAUUAUUACUU
Molecule: messenger RNA, 2096 nt
Organism: Copidosoma floridanum
Lineage: Eukaryota; Metazoa; Arthropoda; Insecta; Hymenoptera; Encyrtidae
Product: transcription factor YY2
Biological process (GO): regulation of transcription by RNA polymerase II
Cellular component (GO): PcG protein complex; transcription regulator complex; chromatin
Molecular function (GO): DNA-binding transcription factor activity, RNA polymerase II-specific; RNA polymerase II cis-regulatory region sequence-specific DNA binding
Source: RefSeq, a predicted model, not a curated record